AUGCAAGACAUUAUUUCUGACAAGUUUUCAGACUUAGGCAGUAAAGAAGUUUCAAAUAUUAUUUUAAAGGCAUGGUCAUGUCUUUCUAAAAAUUAUAAAACAAAAUAUAGAAUGAAGAAGAAUAUUUUGAAAAAAAUUUUUGAUAUUUUAAAUGAUAGUCCUUCUCAAAUGAAAAAAAAAAUUUCUGAUAAUUUUUAUUUAUAUCCACAAUAUCCAACACAAAGUCAUAAUCUGAUAAAAUUAAUUCUCUUUUGCGCUCUUCCUAUAUUAAUUUUAAUUGAUGUUGUUCUUGAUGUAAUGAAUUCUUCAGGAAAUGAUGCAACUGAACUUGUUAAACAAUUUCAACUUAUUUUAUCAAAAUUUGGAUUAGCUCAUAAAAAUAUCGUAAACAUUACUAAUGACAAUUGUGAUGUGAAAGUUCUUUUAACACAAAUAAAAAUCAAAAUUAUUCUAUGUUUGACAAAUAUUUUACGAAUUAGCAUUGAAUUAGGGCUUUCUUGUAUUAAUGACAUUUUAGAUAAGUCAAAAAAGUUAAUCGAAGUUCUAAUCAAUGACACAAAUCGAAAAAAAUUAAGAAACAUUCAACAGCAAAUUGAUCAAACUAUACAACAACUAUUGGAUGUAAUAGAUGUCAAAGAAGACUGGAAUUCAAUUUAUCAUGCUAAUCACCAGUUAAUAAAACUUCAACUUCCAAUUUAA
Messenger RNA from Cetraspora pellucida, 699 nucleotides. The record is from the annotation of a GenBank genome assembly. NCBI's taxonomy places the organism in Eukaryota, Fungi, Glomeromycota, Glomeromycetes, Diversisporales, Gigasporaceae.